AACAAUAUUAACCUAACCUCGUAAUUAAAUAGAAUACAUAAAACAAUACAGAAUACUAAUCCUAUGUGAUUUUUAUCAUAUUUUGUGUUAUUUUACCAAUUACAUAAACGCUUUUGUGCUUAUAUUGACUAGUUCAAAAUAGUAGAAGUUUUGUAAGUGUUAUACGUACCUAUUCUGUGUUCAGCGAAAGCAAUGUAAUAUUUUGUGAAAUGUUACUGUUUGUUUUAUUAGGACUAACAACGUCGAUUGUUGAUUGUUUGGAUAUGAAGCCAGUAGAACCAAACGCAAAUUGUUCAAAGUCCUUGGAUAAUUUAGCAAAUGCUUUAGCAAACUUUACUUUAUGCUCAGUGAAAAAUUCAAAACCAAUAAAAUUAUGUGAAAAAUGUGUUCACAGUUACUUAGAAAUCUUGGAAAGUUAUGAGGAUAUUGUUAAGUUAGCUGAUGGGGAUCAUAAGUGUAUAAGUAAUUAUGUUAAUUUAGAUAGACUACAAAUAGUAGAUACUUUUUACAGGAACAGUUAUAACCUGUGGAAUCAAGCUAAAUGUUAUGAAUGUUUUCAAAGCAUCAAUGGGAAUUUAACCGCCAAUUUAUCACUUGAAACUGUUCAUUUUAAUGAACUUUCAGACGAUUUCAAAAGAUGCAUUGGUGGGAAAGAUGUAAAUGAGACAAAUAUGUGUAACAUUUGUAUGGAUGUCUACACUAAUUUGGAUAGUUUUUAUAAAAGUAUAAGUAAUGAAAAUGAGAAAAUUGGAGUGUGCAUGGAUAUUGUAGAUAUGAUGAAUCAAACAAGGGGAUUCUGGAGUAAAAAUUGUUGUAAAUACAGGCAUCAUGUCGAAUUUAUUUUUGUAUUUUCUACAGCAGCAAUGAUCUUUACAAUGAUAAUAUUUUAUGUUUUGACUAAAAUUUGUACAGACAAAAGAAUGCCCACUGUGUUCAAACAGACUAGAUUUGCUAAUUAUCUACAGAGCUCCUCUUCGUUAAGUACUAGAAGAUAGUUUAAUUUAGACUAUGACAAAUAAUUUUAUCUA
Molecule: messenger RNA, 1028 nt
Organism: Agrilus planipennis (emerald ash borer)
Lineage: Eukaryota; Metazoa; Arthropoda; Insecta; Coleoptera; Buprestidae
Product: osteopetrosis-associated transmembrane protein 1
Exons: 6
Coding region: 210-995 (261 amino acids)
Cellular component (GO): cytosol
Source: RefSeq, a predicted model, not a curated record